Molecule: messenger RNA, 1410 nt
Organism: Penicillium cataractarum
Lineage: Eukaryota; Fungi; Ascomycota; Eurotiomycetes; Eurotiales; Aspergillaceae
Product: Kynureninase 2
Exons: 4
Coding region: 1-1410 (469 amino acids)
Biological process (GO): NAD+ biosynthetic process
Cellular component (GO): cytoplasm
Molecular function (GO): kynureninase activity; pyridoxal phosphate binding
Source: RefSeq, a predicted model, not a curated record
AUGACGGGCGCCAACGGUGUCAACGGUGUCAAGGCCCCUAAGCCUACAUUCCCCGCCGAGGCUGCGACGAGGGAAUAUGCCGCCUCACUAGACAAGGCAGACCCUCUGCGCGCACUCCGCGAUGAAUUCAUCAUUCCCUCCAAGGCCAAUCUGGCCAGCAAGAAGCUGGCCAAACCAGGUCUUUCCUCCGAGCCCAGUAUCUACUUCUGUGGUAACUCGCUGGGCAUUCAGCCCAAGGCCACGGCCAGGUACAUGGAGGCUCAAUUAGAUACAUGGGCGUCCAUUGGUGUCAAUGGCCAUUUCACCAAUAUUGAAGAUUCCCCGCUAUCAGAGUGGCAGAAACUCUCUGAGCAGGCUUCGGCUUCUAUGUGCAAGAUUGUUGGUGCCUCGCCAGAGGAAGUUGCUGCUAUGGGUACUUUGACGACGAACCUGCACCUGCUACUAGCCAGUUUCUACAAGCCAACGGAAACUAAGAAGAAGAUUUUGAUGGACUGGAAGGCUUUCCCUAGUGAUCAUUACGCCAUCGAGUCGCACAUUGCAUGGCACGGCUUCGAUGCCAAGGAGAACAUGGUCCUCAUUGGACCCGAUGAGGGCACUUACGAGAUCUCCACGGACAAGAUCCUCUCAUACAUUGACAAGCACGUCAACGACGCCGCUCUUCUCCUUCUCCCCGGUAUCCAGUACUACACCGGCCAGCUCUUCGACAUCCCCACCAUCACCAAGUACGCGCAGGACCGCGGCCUGACCGUGGGCUGGGAUCUGGCACACGCCUACGGCAACGUCGAGAUCAAGCUUCACGACUGGAACGUCGACUUUGCCGCCUGGUGCACGUACAAGUACGGCAACGCCGGUCCUGGUGCUAUGGGUGGUCUAUUCGUGCACGAGCGCCACGGCAAAGUCGACUACAGCGAGGGCGAGGACUCGCCCAAGUUCCGUCACCGAUUGACAGGCUGGUACGGCGGAGACCGCUCAGUGCGCUUCAAGAUGGACAACAAAUUCAAGCCCAUCCCCGGCGCAAACGGCUACGUCAUCUCCAACCCUUCCGUGAUCGACCUAACAACCCUCUGCGCCUCCCUCUCCGUCUUUGACAAAACCAGCAUGACGGGCCUGCGCCAAAAAUCCUUCAAACUAACCGCCUACCUCGAGUACCUCCUCCUCAAGGACAAUACUGAUGCAGACCGCCAAUUCACAAUCAUCACCCCGUCUGACCCGCAUGCCCGUGGCGCACAACUGAGUCUGCUGCUCAAGCCGGGUCUAUUGCAGAAUGUGGCGCAGAAGCUGCAGGAUGCAGGUAUUAUUUGUGAUAAGCGAGAGCCGGGUGUUGUUCGGGUGGCGCCGGUGCCGUUGUAUAAUACUUUUGAGGAGGUGUUUACAUUUGUGGAGGUUUUUAAGAGUGCUUUGUCGCAGUAG